Quercus lobata is the source of this 561-nucleotide messenger RNA. Its product is annotated as protein NOI4-like. Lineage: Eukaryota; Viridiplantae; Streptophyta; Magnoliopsida; Fagales; Fagaceae. The transcript is spliced from 3 exons. The coding region runs from base 90 to 314 and encodes 74 amino acids. The record is from RefSeq and is a predicted model, not a curated record. Gene Ontology annotation, cellular component: plasma membrane.
CUCAUUCAUUCAUUCAUUCUCUCUCUCUCUCUCUCUCUUUCUCCAAGCACUUCAUCUUUGGGAUAGGAAGCUCCUUUGAUCUUGCAUUCAUGGCGCAGGAUAAAGUUCAGCAGCUGCCCAAAUUUGGAGAGUGGGAUGUAAACAAUCCUGCCUCAGCAGAAGGAUUCACUGUCAUAUUUAACAAUGCUAGAGAUGAGAAGAAGACCAGUGCUGGCACUGAGAACCUUGUGACCCCACGAAGAAGUAAUCCUGUGUAUAAGAAUGACAGCUAUCCUCAGUACCCUCAAAAGAAGAAGUGGUUUUGCUGUGGUUGAAUCCUGGCUACUUUCAGACUCUUGAAUCUGUGUGUUUUGUCAACAUUAGUAUAGGCGCAAGGAGACCUUCACUAUCCCACUUGCUAUGUGCUUGGAAGUCUAGUGAUGCAGGGAUUAGUUUAUGAUCAGUUAUUAAAUUAUUUAUAUAUUAUCAUUUCUCUUUUGUCUUGACUUAGUUCUUUUGAUUUUUAUUAUGUUUUAUAUAUCUCAACCAAAGACUGAAAAGAAGGAAAGUGUGGGAUAUGAA